AUGCCAACAAUUAAAGUUGGUUUAAAAGACAAAAAAAGCAAGAAAAACGAAGCUCUCAAUGAUGUUUGUGAUGAUAAGAUAUCAAAAUUAUCUCAUAGAUUAGUAUUCAAGCAAUCUCAAGAAUGUAAAGGCUUAUCGGCACAUCAUCAAGGAUCGAAUGGUACAAAUAAUGAACAGACAGUUGCAUCUUUCAGCGAUAAAUCUGAAAGGCAGAGUUUAGCUUUUGCUGUUUCGCAAGAAUUACUUGAGCAGUUACUAUCAAAACUUGCACAUCGUUUAAAUCAUUGUUUAAAGCGGAUCUAG
Molecule: messenger RNA, 303 nt
Organism: Dentiscutata heterogama
Lineage: Eukaryota; Fungi; Glomeromycota; Glomeromycetes; Diversisporales; Gigasporaceae
Source: the annotation of a GenBank genome assembly